CAGGUCAUUAAAUAUCACUCGGCACUUCCCUUUUACAGAAAGUCCGUACAAUAUUUCUCCCCUAAAGGUGAGAAUCCAUGUCGAGGGUGUGAUCAAACACAAUUGUCGGACCUUUGGUGCAGCGAGAUUAUAGAGAAUGGACGUGUUGCUGUCUAGUCCUACUGCAUCCACAGCCGACCAAGAUGUACAACUGACUGCAAUUCAGCUCGAACUGAUAAAGGAGGCCAACUCACCACCACCUCCAAAAGAUGCACACGCCGCUGCCGUGGUGAAAGACGCUGCUCUGCGAAGGGCUGUACAUGAUACGAUUGUGCAGCUGUCAGAAAUUGUCUCUGAGAACUCACUGAGAAGUUUGCUUCCCUUCCUACAUUGCGGCGCUUGGGAUGAACUUGUUGAAGAACGUUAUUUGGGAAACCCGCGCUUAUGUGGUUUUCCACUCUGUGGUGAAGUCAUCGAGGCUAGAAUGAGGAAGCAAAGAUACCACAUUGAUAGAGUUGCUCGCAAGAUCUACGAGCAUCGCAUUGAAACUGAUAUGUACUGCUCGCGUUUUUGUCUGAUGCGGUCGGCUUCUGUUCGGGCACAGCUCCCAGAAGAGCCUUUGUGGCUUUCUGGAGAUUUUUCAGAAAGACUGACUUCCUGUUAUCGUAUCGAUGGACCUGAAGAACUCGAAAAGCCGGAAAAGAAGGAGAUAGAAAUUGUCAGCGCGGAGCAACAGAAGCUCAACGAACUGAAGAUUAGGGAAGCUGAUUCGUCUACGGAGUCUGAGACCGAAGACAACGAUGAAAGCGAGACGGACGUAAAAGGAUUCCUUGACGAGGUCGCUGAUAUCAUAGGUGCAGAGGAUCUUGAAAAGAACAGGAAGGAAGUAAAAGUAAACAUCUCUUCCAAGUCAACUCCGAAGACCAGCCCUGCUGCUAAGCGGGAUAAUCCGUCAGAUACGAAGAUUUCGCCAAAAAUCACCUCUAGGAAGAGUUUAGACAGUGCUGGAAAUACAGUGAAGCCUUCACCUGAGUCACCCAUUAUAUCAUCGCCCUCAUCCAUCGCAUCCAGUGGCAAGACUGCAUCAAAGACUCCUGAGCACGCUUAUAAUCCUAGGCUUCCUGAUCCUCAAAUGGCUGAGGAUGUUACUUUCACUACUGAUGAGUUAGAAAAGAUUGCGCGAUUGAGGUCAAAGUACUCCAAGGAUUGGUGCAAGAAGAAGCCAAUAUUAGUCGAACCCGUUCCAGCCUCGCCAACUUCGCCCAAAAAGGCAUCGGAAGAGAACGCAUCGAAGACCGAUCAUUCUAUGGAAGCUGGUACUUCAACAAAAUCAUGUGCGGAACCUCACUUCUCUCCUGCUGUACCUCAUCUUGUUGAAGAUGUUCGAGCACUGUUGAGGGGUUGGGCUACUGAGCGUACCCGACAGCUUCUUCGAUCCGGAGGUCUGAGUGUGUCUGGGGAGGUGGACUCGCUAAUGAAGCAGUUCUAUCGUCCGUACAGCGAUGAUGUAGCAGAAAUGAAUGAUCGUGUACUACCCGACGUAGAUUCAAUAGAUGUUCGCAGAAAAAGGCUUCACAUCUUUCUUGAAUCCAUAAAAAAGCAGAUGACCGCUUAUCAACGAGAACUAGCCGUUCCGUCAUCUGAGACCAACUGGCAUUAUAUGAUAGCAGCCACAUUUGACCUUGAGCCGAAUACGAUCACUGACUUUUCCAGCAAUGUACUGAAGCUGACGUGCUGCGUGUUGCUGAGACUGAUUUCGCUGCUUGACACAUCCGUAGAAGACACUAUUUAUCCAGGCGGCAAACCUUCAGACAAGCUUGUACAGUUACUUACGGAACUAGAUGUUGAUACGAGAUUAUUUGAUAGCUUGAUUUCGGAGGUUGUGAGUGAAGAGAAAGCUUAAUAAAUUGCAAAAUAUCA
This is a messenger RNA of Cylicocyclus nassatus, 1899 nucleotides long. Lineage: Eukaryota; Metazoa; Nematoda; Chromadorea; Rhabditida; Strongylidae. The record is from the annotation of a GenBank genome assembly.